Molecule: messenger RNA, 2088 nt
Organism: Aspergillus calidoustus
Lineage: Eukaryota; Fungi; Ascomycota; Eurotiomycetes; Eurotiales; Aspergillaceae
Source: the annotation of a GenBank genome assembly
AGAUCCUCUGGCGUCCUUUGUUCCGAGAUGCUUGUGAUACCCCCUCCUGCGGGGUUGGACGGGAAAGUCUCGUACAAAGAGAAUGGCGCUGCCCGGGGAAAUGUUGAUUUUGAUCGAAUAGAUCUCGCAAGCAUCAUUCUCAGCUCGACACAGUUUACCUGAAGUUUCGCCAUGGCUGAAAACGGCACCGCCGACACUCCGGUGUCCUCCAUCGACGAGUUCACCCAAACUCUCUUCGAUUUUAUCGUUGUUGGUGGGGGCACAGCAGGCCUCGUUAUCGCUGCGCGACUGAGUGAGGAUCCAAAUGUCACUGUUGGCGUUAUCGAGGCUGGCAAGUACAAAAUGAACGAUCCCCUUAUUGAUACACCAACCGCCUUCGUCCAGACUUUCGAGAACCCCGAGUAUGAGUGGUGCAUGUACACGACACCUCAAGCAUCUAACAGAGGCCGGACCCAUCAUGUUCCACGAGGAAAGGUGCUCGGUGGCUCGAGCGCGAUCAAUUACAUGAUGUAUGUGCGUGGCUCGCUACAAGACUACGACGACUGGGCUGCGCUGGCCGGUGAUGAGGGCUGGUCAGCUAAGUCGAUGCAGCAGUAUAUGCGCAAGCACCAAACACUAGAACCCAUUGAUCCCGCAGCACGCGAGACGGCAGCGCCCUGCAUCGCCGAGUUCCACGGCACCUCGGGUCCCAUCCACACCACCUUCAACUCGGCGCAACUACCCAUCGAAAGAGACUUUGUGAAAGCCCUUGCACAGGCGGCGGGCCUUCCAAAUAAGCCUCUUGAUGCGUGGAGUGGAGACCAUCUCGGGUUCUACCACACCCUGGGCACAGUGACUCGCACGGGCCCGAACAAGGGCAAACGAAGCUAUGCGGGUCGCGACUAUUACCAGGCCAACAGCUCGCGGCCGAACUUGAAGCUUCUGUGCGAAGCCAAUGUGAACAAAGUUAUACUGGAUGGGACCCGCGCGACUGGUGUUACCCUCACCUUCCAAGGACAGGAAUACACGGCCUCUGCGAAGCGUGAAGUUAUUGUCUCAGGGGGAACGAUCAAAACGCCGCAGGUCCUCGAACUCUCCGGAAUUGGUGACCCCGAGGUGUUGGCUGCUGCAGGCAUAGAUGUCAAGGUCGAGAACCGCGCUGUCGGCGCCAACGUCCAGGACCAUGUCGUCACGGUCGUCGGCUUCCAUGCACUUCCCGGUGUGAUGACCGCGGACACACUGUACCAGGUUCCCGAGGCGAUGCAGGCGGUGCUCAAGGAAUACCUCGAGACUGGAGACGGUCCGUUGAGCGCCGUCGGCAACACGCAAGGCUUCUUUCCUGCGAAGAAGAUCCUCGCAGAGGCCGAGCUGUCUGAGAUCGUGCAGAGCAUCCUCGAUACCAAACCAGUAUCCGAGUUUCACGCCAAACAGCUGGAGCAGAUCAUCGCCCAUCUGGAGAGUGAUAUCUCUGCAAACUUGCAGCUUGUCCUGAUGACCGGGACGGUGAACCCGGACGAGGGGGUCGAACACCAGAGCAGGAUGUCUGCCCCGCCACCUCCUGGUCAGCCUGGCGGUGUAAGCCUUGCUCUGUGCAUCCAGUAUCCGGUCGCCAGAGGCAGCAUCCACGUUCAGAACAACGAUCCCACCGCACCCCCACUGAUCAACCCAAACUACAUCGGCCACGAAGCAGACGUCACCCUCCUCGCCGCAUUCGCGCGCUGGGCCGACCAGGUCGGCAAAUCGGACGCAGUAAAAAAUUCCGUCGCAGAUCGAUACUACCCCAAGGCGUCUAUCGACCUGCAGAAUCUAGAAGAGGCCAAGGAAGCCGUUCGCGAUGCUGUGGCUGGUGAGUAUCAUAUUUGUGGCUCUGUGGCACUGGGAGAUGCAUUGGAUUCGAGGCUACGUGUAAAGGGUGUCGAGGGGCUUCGUGUGGCUGAUGCCUCGAUCUUCCCUAAUAAUAUCAGCGGGAAUAUUGUGGGCACAGUGUAUGCUGUUGGAGAGAGGGCGGCUGAUAUCAUCAAGGAGGAUUAUGGCCUUGCUUAAUCCUGUAAGGCCCCCACCUGUUUACAGCUAGUUAUUGAAGUACGGUGCAAGCAACAUAUGCAAGAC